Molecule: messenger RNA, 2743 nt
Organism: Lytechinus variegatus (green sea urchin)
Lineage: Eukaryota; Metazoa; Echinodermata; Echinoidea; Temnopleuroida; Toxopneustidae
Product: titin-like
Exons: 3
Coding region: 102-2723 (873 amino acids)
Source: RefSeq, a predicted model, not a curated record
UUUGUUUCUUCCCCCCCCUUUUCAUGCUUCAGGUGGUACUGCGGUAGUAGUCAUUCAUUCAGCAUGAUACCAUCAUCUAUUGACUGAGGUCUACCUGACAUAUGGUCAUUGUGAUGACUUCACCACAGCCCGUAGCCAAUCACAGGCCUCCGCUGCUCCCUGCCAAACCGGAGGCCCGCCCCCGGCGGCCCCUGCAUCUCAACCUUGAGGAAGGCCAGUUAAGAAAAAGGAUUCAUCUGUUUGAAGAGUUGACCAAUUCAUGUUCAAAAGAUGAAGGGAAGGGUGAAGACACCAACCUUCGGUGCAGGCAACCAAGGGUCAUCAGCCCUGACCAGAAGCGCUGGACGCAACUGGAUUUCACCAAUGACGAGCCGGGCAAUCGGAAGGAAGUGUCACGACAGAAGCAUGGUCAGCAUAGCAUGCAUCCAGGUCACAAACGAAGCCCACUGUCUCCUCCUCCUCCACCCAAGCCCCUUCCGUCACCUAGGAGAAAAGUGGAGAUCAAAGUGCCACUAUCGGAACCAUUGGUCAACGGGAAGUCAGUGGUGCAAACAAAGCGGGACAGGCCUCUCACAGGAGAUACUAGAGCAGUGAGGGAGGAGAAUGUCAGGAACUCUGUGUUGGCAAUUGUCAGCGCAUUUGAGAAUGGCAAGUCCUCAAUGGCUGUCGAACGAAAGUCAAAGAUGUUGACUGUUCCAGAGGGCGGUAGGAUACGCACAAGCAGUGAGUCCACAGCACCUAAUGGCACCAUGUCCCUGACAAGGAGUGGAGCUGACAGCCUAAUGCCUCCUGCUCCUCUACAGAAGAAUAGAAUGUCUCGUAGUAUGGACAGCCUGGUGCUUGAAUUUGAGUCAGUUGCAUUUGAUCUAAGUCAGACCAACACAAGACAUAAAAGCGAUGGUAGUUCAUCACCCGAUUCUGUUCCCCGUACCCCUAGUCCCAUAUUUCAUAAACCACAUCCUGUUCCCCACAAAGCAGACCAUGGUCCGCAUAGACCAAAUCCUGUACUCCCUAAGCCAGAUCCUGUUCCUUGUAGACCAGAUUCGGUACUCCAUAAACCGGAUCUUCCUACUCACAGACCAAAUCCUGUACUCCCUAAGCCAGAUCCUGUUCCUCAUAGACCAGAUUCGGUACUCCAUAAACCAGAUCUUUCUGCUCUCAGACCAGAUUCUGAACUCCAUAAACCACACCCUGCUCCACGUAGCCUAGAUUCUGUACUUCCUAAACCGGACUCCGUACUCAAUAAACCACAUCCUGUUCCUCAUAGUCCAGAUCGUGUACUCCAUAAACAAGAUCCAGUUCCCCAUAGACAAGACCCAGUUUCUCAUAGACCAGAUCCUGUACUCCAAAAACUAGAUCCUGCUCCUCAUAGACCAGAUCCUGUUCCCAUUAAACAAGACCCUGUUCUUCUUGAACCAGAUCCUACACCUGCUAAAACCGAUCCUGUAACUGAUAGAAGAGAUUCCAUUACGUGUGAUGCAAACCAUGGUCCCCAAAAACCAGAAAGAACUUUCGAACAGGACAUAUACAACCAGAGUAAGCUUGAGCAGAGUAAUGGGCAGGUGCUAAUCAUUGUGAAUGACGAGGAUGAGGAAGGUCAGAACCUGUCCAGAACCAGAUUGCCCGAGCCAAAGCGAACUAACAUUCAGGAUGCGUACGAUAAGAGCAAAGCGUUGCGAUUGAAACAUUGCUUGUCAAAUGGUGACGUCUUGAGGGAACUGAAAACUGGUCAACCAGUGCCAAGAACAAGAAGUGCAAGGAGAGCCGAUGGGUCUCCAGAAUACUAUCGGGUUAACCCUGAGAACUGCAGUAGAAAUUGCAAUCAUAAUGUUGAAACAGAAGAUAAUACCUCUCUGAAUGGAUAUCAUAAAUAUGAGCAGGUGUCUGAGGUUUAUCCCAAACCUGGGAAAAAGGUUGUUGAUUCUCUGGUUAUUGACAAAAAUAAUCAGUCGUCAUUGUUGAAUAUCCUUAAGUCACCUGUGGGUCGGAGACCUAGGCUGGCAUCUCCGUUACCUAAACAGGCAGAAGUCCACCCAACCUCGCGACCCCCUCCAAUACCCGAAACUCCACCCAAAUUACCAAACCACCCCCCACAAAGGCGUCAGCCACCUAACCUCAAACUGAUAUCUCCAGAAACUGUCGCUAAGGAGAGAUCCAAGCUCUUAUCACCGCCCACAUCACCGCUUGAAGAUUCAGGAUGCGUUUCACCAGAAACACAGCGGCGAAUGACCGAUAGUGCCUUGAUACCGAACCUUUCACCAAGGACCCAUCGGAGAAAUGUGGAAGAAGCACGGAGGACUAAUUUAUCCCCCAUUAUGGGAGAAUACGCUGAGCCUAUCCUCAUCAAGAGGUCAUUGAGUGAUGAGAGUUUAGCCACUCUGCGGAGACCAUCCCCAAUCGUUGAUAGCCAAGGGUAUUCCGUUCCAGGAAGUCAUUUGUGGGAAUCACCAAAGUUCCACACCAUGAAGCCUAAGUCAUCGGCAAAAUUAGUGAUAGAACAAAGACCUCACUUGAAUACAAUUUCUCAGCCUGUACUCAGACGAGAGAAACCCCCAACCAAAUUGCCUACCCACUUGGAAGUGGAAGAGUCCAGGGAUAAGAGUUGGAAUGGAUGCGCACAGGAGGUGAUGGCACGUACCACUAAGGAAGCAGGGUUGGGCAGUCUGGAUGGCAAGAAGGAGGGAUUCAGACAGAGGAGCAAAUUGCUGACAGUGAGUUGUUGACGAUAAUUUUUUUUUUUCUC